Messenger RNA from Nematostella vectensis (starlet sea anemone), 1614 nucleotides. RefSeq lists its product as uncharacterized. Lineage: Eukaryota; Metazoa; Cnidaria; Anthozoa; Actiniaria; Edwardsiidae. The record is from RefSeq and is a predicted model, not a curated record. The coding region runs from base 312 to 1136 and encodes 274 amino acids. The transcript has a single exon.
UCCUCAGUCUUCUCUCGGUCAACUCUACUCAUUCGGAUAUCCAAAAUGGCGGACGCUUUCGGAGCUGACUCAAGCAGGCGGGAAAUCAAAGGGUAACCGCGCAAACUCCUUGGAACGAGGCGGACAAGUGGCGGAAUACUGGUGGUCCGCUUAAAGCGCGAUCUGUACGGGUAUGAUGUCAUGGGGUUAUAAGUCUAGAAUUUGAUAGGCGUAUCAUAUUGUCUGCGUUUGUGAAAGAAAAUGAAGGAAAAGCAUACAGGUGACGCGCGCAAAGACAUCGAGGAGAUCUUAAAUGGGACGGAGCCAAGUGAAUGAACCAAGAAAAUGGAGCUCAGACAAACGUAGAUGAAGAGAAAGGGUCGACCAAGAUAGAAUGUGGAAGGCAUGCGCCCCCAAGCCUCACAGAGUGUGAUAGAACAGUAAAGAAAACAUCCAUUUUGAUUUAUAUCUAUCUGGCGUUUAUAGUGUGGAGGUACGUUAGCUUGGUGUUGUACUCAGUGUACGCCACCGAAUGCUUCUUCCGCGCCAAGCUAGCGACGUUACGAUGCGGUAACUUCAACGUGUAUCCCUAUCCCACCCAGUUCGAGCUCGCAUGGCAGGUCUCGUCAAGCGUGAAUGCCACCAUUGCUAUCGCUGUGGUUCAGCUCCUACCAGAAUUUCCGGGAAACACCGUAAUACUUUACAAGCUCAUUCGAAUAGCAAGGUUUUGGUCUUUGCUACUUCAACUUCUUGUCGUGAUAACCUACAACGUCAUCCUCAUCUCUCACGAGCACUUAGCUGUCAUUGCAUUAAUUGAAGUGGGGUUUAUUCUAGAGGAACUACCGAUAUUCUUUGUGGUAUGCCUGUGGAAUUUUGUUCCCGCGCCUCGGAAGCACAGCUCUGCCCGUGGUCUCCCUUUGUGUUACUAUUCAACGCUUGUAGCGUUUUUCCUGGAAAAUUUCUAUCUGUUUAUUUUGAUGUCGUCCCAGGCCGCACUAGACAUUACCGGCAUUCACGAGUUUGAGCGCAGACCAAAAGUACUGCAGGCGAUUGGUAUCAUUAUGAACGCAACGGAGGCGACGUUUUACUUUGCAAUUAUGAAGUUUUUCUGGAACAAACUGUUUGAAAGUGACAGAGACCUGUUCGCUACUUUUUAACAAAAGCACUGGAUUCUUAUGAUGUACUUGGGUUAGAGGGUGUUUUUUUUUAACCGCAAUGUCAAUGGAUUCUAAUUGAUUUUGUCACAGGUUUUUUCGUUGGGGAGGGGGGGGGGGGAAUGUGGCUUAAAAACAAGACAAGACAGGAUAAAAAUGCUAAUGCUCAAAACGUCAGUUUUGUUUUAAGAUAGGAAAUUAACAUAAAACUUCUACCAUUUGUUGAUUUAUUUCAAUGUGUUGUUCUAAUAGAAUACUUUAAAUAUAUAUUACUAAGCCAUCUUCUACAAAUAAAAAGAAACAAAAACAAUAUGUAUUAAGGUAUUUAAUAUUCAUUGAGUCACAAUUUUAAUUGAUUUAUGUUAUAAGCAUUAUAGCAUUAUAUUAAAUAAGAGAUGCUAAAAAGGCAAAUAAUGCGACAUAAUACUAUAAUACAACACAAGAUAUUACUAUAAAGAAAUACAAAAUUCACACAAUACAA